Beta vulgaris subsp. vulgaris (sugar beet) is the source of this 2126-nucleotide messenger RNA. RefSeq lists its product as uncharacterized. The coding region runs from base 34 to 1758 and encodes 574 amino acids. The record is from RefSeq and is a predicted model, not a curated record. Gene Ontology annotation, biological process: double-strand break repair. Gene Ontology annotation, cellular component: cytoplasm; PML body. Lineage: Eukaryota; Viridiplantae; Streptophyta; Magnoliopsida; Caryophyllales; Amaranthaceae. Gene Ontology annotation, molecular function: 5'-tyrosyl-DNA phosphodiesterase activity; single-stranded DNA binding. The transcript has 5 exons.
GAGAAUUCCAAUCACUUCCAUUUCAAAAUUCAAAUGAUCUCAUUCUCACCCUUUCAAACCAAACUUUCUUCUUCCCUCCAUCUUCUUCAACUUCACCCCAUCAAAAACCCUAACAAAACCCUUCACCAUCUCAAAUUCCAAUUUCUCUCUUCUUCAACAACCAUGUCUUCUUCUUCCUCUUCGUGGGCUUGCUCCAAAUGCACUUUCCUCAACCCACCUACCCAAAAAUCAACCUGCCAAAUCUGUCAAACCCCAUUUUCUCUCUCCUCAUCUUCUUCAAUUCUUCCUUCAUCUUCUUCUUCCUCACCCUCAAAAUGGUCUUGCAAAGCCUGCACCUUUCUCAAUUCUUAUAGUCGCUCGAAUUGCGAAGUUUGCGACACUCGCGCUUCUCUCUCCUACAUCCAAGACUUGGAUUCUAAUGACCCAAAUGAUGAUUUUGACGGAUCUUCUUCUGUGGGUUCCAUCUUCUACCCCUUGCGCCGCUGUAAUUCGGGUAAAGUUCAAGAAAUUGAUGAUUUUGGUUUGAAUAAUAAGGUUCAAACUCAAUUGGGUACUCAUCAAAUUGUUGAUCAUAGUGUUAAAUUGGGUGGGCUUUGGAGUUCUGCUUCUAAUAAGCGCAAACUUCAAGACCUAGUUUCUGAGAAUGAUGCUGCUGUCAGUUGCUUCAGUGCGAAGAAAGAAGAACCAGCUGCAGUUAUGAAGGGUUUAGCACCAGCAAAGAUUGCUGACAAUGCCGAGGGCAGCGUCACAUUAAAGAGGAAACUCUGUGACUUGGGCGACUUUAUUGAGAAACCCAUCAAACUAGAUGGCUUUUGCGAGGUUAAAUCUUCCAGGAAAACUGUUUCAGUUUUAGAUUCUGUUGAUGACUUUGGCAUAGAAAAGGCCAAUGGCAAUUCCGCUUCCAUGGAAGCUACUGAAAAUGCUGAACUUAAGGAAGUUUCAGGUGUAAUAAAGAUCCUUUCUUACAAUGUUUGGUUUAGAGAAGACAUAGAAGUGCAUAACAGAAUGCAAGCAAUUGGUGACCUGAUUCAGCUACACUCUCCAGAUGUUAUCUGUUUUCAGGAGGUUACUCCCAUGAUCUAUGACAUUCUCCGAAAAUCUUUGUGGUGGAAGAAAUAUAAAUGCUCCCUUUCCUAUGAAGAGGCAGGCUCUAGGGGGUACUAUUGCAUGCAGUUGGCCAAGCUUCCAGUAAAAUCAUUUAGCUGUAAAGAGUUCAGCUACUCAGCGAUGGGCCGAGAACUCUGUGUUGCUGAAAUAGAAGUGAACCCGAACAACUUACUUGUGAUUGCCACGAGUCAUCUCGAGAGUCCUUCCCCGGGACCCCCAACAUGGGAUCAAAUGUACAGCAAGGAACGAGUUAACCAGGCAAAGGAGGCCAUAAACUUUCUUCAGAAGUAUCCGAAUGUCAUAUUUUGUGGUGAUAUGAACUGGGAUGAUAAACGUGAUGGUAACUUUCCAGUCAGUGAAGGAUGGUUCGAUGCUUGGGAGAAGCUAAGACCUGCUGAAGUCGGAUGGACGUAUGAUACCAAGUCAAACAAAAUGUUGACUGGAAACCGUGCAUUGCAAAAACGGCUUGAUAGAUUUAUUUGCCGUUUGAGUGGUUUUGAGAUUAGCUGCAUAGAUAUGAUUGGAACUGAGGCAAUACCAGGUGUGACAUACAGCAAGCAGAAAAAAUUGAAGAACAAGAUACAGGAAUUAACACUUCCAGUUUUGCCUAGUGACCACUUUGGUUUGCUUCUGACAAUUACUAGUAGCUAAGUAGUAGUAUAUUGCCAAAGUUUUGUACAGGGUGAUAUAUUUUCCCCGUUUAACUACUUUGUUGGCUUUGCUAGGGAGGUUUUUUUGUAUGAGCAAAGCUAUUUAACUAACUGUUUCUCUAUCGGCUAAAGAGGGAUACUGUAUUUUUACCCUUGUUAGCUCAAAAAUCCCUCGUACACACUUAUAAGGGUAAGAAUGUCAAUAAACCUCUUAUUUUGCGCAGCUGCGAUAGGUAAAAAGCCCUGCUCACUUUGUAUAGUUGGAUUGCCACCUUUUUGUCGGAAAAUCAGCUUUGAGAUUUUGUACAUGGAAGCUUUAGAGAGAUUAUAUGUUGGAAAUGCCAUCAAUAUUAAGUUGAAUUUUUUUUA